Molecule: messenger RNA, 7411 nt
Organism: Porites evermanni
Lineage: Eukaryota; Metazoa; Cnidaria; Anthozoa; Scleractinia; Poritidae
Source: the annotation of a GenBank genome assembly
ACAACGGUAACAACAGUGACAACGGUGACAACAGUGACAAAGGUGACCACAGUGACAACAGUGAUGACAGUGACAACAUUGACAACAGUGACAACGUUGACACCAGCGAAUACCGUGACAACAUUGACAACACUGACUACAGCAACAUCUGUAACAUCACUGACAACAGCGACAACUUUGACAGUGACAAAAGUUAAAAUGGUGACAACAGCGACAACAGUGACAACGGUGACAACAGUGACGAUAGUGACAACUGUGACAACAUUGACAACGAUGGAAACAGUGACAACGGUGAGAACAGUGGGAACAGUGAUAACGGUGACAACAGCGAGUACGGUGACAACAGCGACAACGGUGACAACAGUGGCAACGGUGACAACAGUGACAACAGUUACAACGGUGACAACAUCGACAACGGUGACAACAGCGAGUACGGUGACAACAGCGACAACGGUGACAACAGUCCCAACGGUGACAACAGUGACAACAGUUACAACGGUGACAACAUCGACAACGGUGACAACGGUGACCCUAUUGACCACACCGACAACUGCGACAACUGUGACAACACUGACAAUUGUGGUAAACCAACAACAGUGACAACAGUCACAACCCCAACAAUAGCGACAAUGGCGACAACAGAGAUAACGCUGACAACGGAGACAAAAGUGAUGACGGUGACAACAGUGACAAUGGUGAAAACGGUGACAGCAGAGACAACAGUGAUAACAGUGACGACGGUGACCACCGUGACAACGGUGACAACAGUGACAACAGUAACCAAGGUAAAAACAGUGAUGACGGUUACAACCGUGACAAUAGCGACAAUGGUGAGAACAGAGAUAACGCUGACAACAGUGACAAAAGUGAUGAUGGUGACAACAGUGACAAUGGUGACAACGGUGACAACAGCGACAAUGGUGACAACCGUGACAACAGUGAACACAGUGACAACGGUGACAACAGUGCCAACGGUGACAACAGUGAUGACGGUGACAACAGUGACAACGGUGAAAACAUUGAGAACACUGACACCCGUGAAAACAGUGACAACAGCAACAAUUGUGACAACAGUGACAAUAGCGACAACUUUGACAGUGACAAGGGUGAAAACGGUGACAACAGUGACAACGGGGGCAACAGUGGGAACAGUGACAACGGUGACAUUAACGACUACGGUGUCAAAACUGACAACAGCAACAACGGUGACAACAGCGACAAGGGUGAAAACAGUGACAAUGGUGACAACAGGGGCAAAGUUGACAGUGACAAGGGUGAAAACGGUGACAACAGUGACAACAGCGACAACGGUGACAACAGUCACAACACGAACAACAGUGACGACGGUGACAACCGUGACAACAUUGACAACUUUGGAAAAAGUGACAACGGUCACAACAGUGGGAACAGUGACAACGGUGACAACAGCGACUACGGUGACUACACUGAGAACAGCAACAACGGUUACAACAGCGAGAAGGGUGAAAACAGUGACAAUGGUGACAACAGUGACAAUGGUGACAAAAGCGACAACGGUGACGGCAGUGCCAAGAGUGACAAUGGUGACAACAGUGACAACAGCGAGAAAGGUGACAACUGCGACAACAAUGACAACAGUGACAACACUAACAACAGCGACAACGAUGACAACACUGACAACCGUGACAAUGUUGACAAAAGUGGCAACGGUGACAUUGGUGACAACAGUGGCAACGGUGACAACAGUGACAACGGUAACAACGGUGACAACAGUGACAACACUGACAAUGGUGGUAAACCAACAAUAGUGACAACCAUGACAACAGCAACUACAGUGACAACGGUCACAACCACAGCAAUAGCGACAACAGUGACGAGGGUGACAACCGUGACAACAGUUACAACGGUGACAACAGUGAUGACGGUGACAACCGUGACAAUAGCGACAAUGGUGACAAGAGAGAUAACGCUGAGAACAGUGACAAAAGUGAUGACGGUGACAACAGUGACAAUGGUGACAACGGUGACAACAGCGACAACGGGGACAACAGUGACAAUGGUAACAACAGUGACAACGGUGACAAAGGUGACAACAGUGACGUUGGUGACAACCGUGACAACAGUGAAAACGGUGACAACAGUGACAACGGUGACAACAUUGACAACACUGACAACCAUGACAACAGUGAUAACAGCAACAACUGUUACAACAGUGAAAGCAGUGACAACUUUGACAGUGACAAGGGUGAAAAUGGUGACAACAGCGACAACCGGGACAAUGGUGACAACAGCAACAACAGUGAAAACAGGGACGACGGUGACAACCCUGACCUCAGUGACAACACUGACAACAGCAACAACGGUUACAACAGCGACCAGGGUGAAAACAGUGACAAUGGUGACAACAGUGACCAUGGUGACAACGGUGACAACAGUGACAACGGGGACAAUAGUGACAACGGUAACAACAGUGACAACGGUGACAACAGUGACAAAGGUGACAACAGUGACAAAGGUGACACAGUGAUGACGGUGACAACCGUUACAACAGUGAAAACGAUGACAACAGUGACAACGGUGACAACAUUGACAACAGUGACAACCGUGACAACAGUGAUAACAGCAACAACAGUGAAAACAGCGACAAAUUUGACAGUGACAAGGGUGAAAAUGGUGACAACAGCGACAAUGGCGACAACAGUGAAAACGGUGACAACAGUGACGAUGGUCACGAUGGUGACAACUGUGACAACGGUGGAAACAGUGACAACGGUGACACCACUGGGAACAGUGACAACGGUGACAACAGGGAGUACGGUGACAACACUGACAACAGCGACAACGGUGACAACACUGACAACCGCGACAACAUUGAAAAAAGUGGUUAAGGUGACAAUAGUGACAACGGUGACAACAGUGACAACAGUUACAACGGUGACAACAGUCACAACGGGGACAACGGUGACCACAUUGACCACACUGACAACAGCGACAACGGUGACAACACUGACAAUGGUGGUAAACCAAAAACAGUGACAACUAUGACAACAGCGACUACAGUGACAACGGUGACAACCGCAACAACAGCGACAAUAGUGACAACAGAGAUAACGUUGACAACGGUGACAAAAGUGAUGACGCUGACAACAGUGACAAUGGUGACAACAGUGACAAAAGCGACAACAGUGACGACGGUGACAACCGUGACAACAGUGGCAACGGUGACAACAGUGACCAAGGUAACAACAGUGAUUACGGUGACAACCGUGACAAUAGCGACAAUGGUGACAACAGAGAUAAUGCUGACAACAGUGACAAAAGUGAUGACGGUGACAACAUUGACAACGGUGACAACGGUGGCAACAAUGGGAACAGUGACAACGGUGACAACAGCAACUACGGUGACAACACUGACAACAGCAACAACGGUGACAACAGCGACAAGGGUGAAAACAGUGUCAACCGUGACAACAGUGACAACAUUGACAACCGUGACAACAGUGACAACAGCAACAACUGUGACAGCAGCGACAACUUUGACAGUGACAAUGGUGAAAAUGGUGACAACAGCGACAACCGGGACAACAGUGACAACAGUGACGACAGUGACAACCGUGACAACAUUGACAAAGGCGGAAACGGUGACAACAGUGGGAGCAGUGACAAUGGUGACAACAGCUAGUACGGUGACAACAGUGACAACAGCAGCAACCUUGAUAACAGCGACAAGGGUAAAAACAGCUACAAAAGGGACAACGUUGACAACAGUGACAACGAUGACAACAGUGACAAAGAUGACAACUGCGACAACAAUGACAACAGUGACAACACUAACAACAGCGACAACAAUAACAACAGUGACAACGGUGACAACAGUGACAACGGUGACAACAUUGACAACGGUUACAACAGUGACAACGGUGACAACAGUGACAAAAGUCAUGACGGUGACAACAGUGACAAUAAUGACAAUAGCGACAACAGUGACAACAGUGACGACGCUGACAACCGUGACAACAGUGACAACGGUGACAACUGUGACAAAGGUGACAACAGUGACAAAAGGGACAACGUUGACAACAGUGACAACGAUGACAACAGUGACAACAGUGACAAAGAUGACAACUGCGACAACAAUGACAACAGUGACAACACUAACAACUGCGACAACAAUGACAACAGUGACAACGGUGACAACAUUAACAACGGUUACAACAGUGACAACGGUGACAACAGUGAUGACAGUGACAACCGUGACAACAUUGACAACGGUGGAAACAGUGAACAGUGGGAACAGUGACAACAUUGACAACCGUGACAACAAUGACAACACUGACAACAGUUUCAACGGUGACAACAGUUACAACAGGGACAGCAGUGACUAAAGUAACAACGGUGACAACAGCGACAACACUGACAACAGUGACAACAGCGACAACAGUGAAAAAGUGACAACCGUGACAACGGUAACUACAGUGACGACGGUGACAAUGGUGACAACAGGGAAAAUGGUAGCAAUGGCGACAAUAGUGACAAGGGUGAAAGCGGUGACAACAUUGACAACAGUGACAACGGUGACAACAGCGAAUACGGUGACAACACUGACAACAGCAACAACGGUGACAACAGCGACAAUGGUGAAAACAGCGACAAUGGUGAAAACAGUGACAAUGGUGACAACAGUGACAACGGUGACAACAGUGCCAACAGUGCCAACAGUGACAAAAGGGACAACGGUGACAGCAGUGCCAAGAGUGACAAUGGUGACAACAGUGACAAAGGUGACAACGGUUACAACAGUGACAACGGUGAGAACAGUUACAACGAAGACAACGGUGACCACAUUGACCACACUGACAACAGCGACAACGGUGACAACACUGACAAUGGUUGUAAACCAACAAUAGUGACAACCAUGGCAACAGCGACUGCAGUGACAACGGUCACAACCACAACAAUAGCGACAAUGGUGACAACAGAGAUAACGCUAACAAUGGUGAAAAAGUCAUGACGGUGACAACAGUGAACAUGGUGACAAUAGCGACAACAGUGACGACACUGACAACCGUGACAACGGUGACAACAGUGACAAAGGUGACAACAGUGAUGACGGUGACAACCUUGAUAAUAGCGACAAUCGUGACAACAGAGAUAACGCUGACAGUAGUGACAAAAGUGAUGACGGUGACAACAGUGACAAUGGUGACAACAGCGACAACGGUGAGAACCGUGACAACGGUGACAACAGUGACAACGGUGACAACAAUGACAAAGGUGACAAGAGUGAUGACGGUGACAACCGUGACAACAUUGACAACACUGACAACCGUGAGAACAGUGACAACAGCAACAACUGUGACAACAGUGACAAGAGCGACAACUUUGACAGUGACAAGGGUGAAAAUGGUGACAACAGCGACAGCCGGGACAACAGUGACAUCAGUGAUGACGGUGACAACCGAGACAACAUUGACAAUGGCGGAAACGGUGACAACGGUGACAACAGUGGGAGCAGUGACAACUGUUGACAACAGCUAGUACGGUGACAACACUGACAACAGCAACAACGUUGAUAACAGCGACAAGGGUGAAAACAGUGACAACGGUGACGAGAGUGACAACGAUGACAACAGUGACAAAGAUGACAACUGCGACAACAAUGACAACAGUGACAUUACUAACAACAGCGAGAACAAUGACAACAGUGACAACGGUGACAACAGUGACAACGGUGACAACAUUGACAACGGUUACAACAGUGACAACGGUGACAACAGUGAUGACAGUAACAACCGUGACAACAUUGACAAUGGUGGAAACAGUGACUAAAGUAACAACGGUGACAACAGUGACAACUGUGACAACAGCGACAACAGUGACAACAGCGACAACAGUGAAAAAGUGACAACCUUGACAACGGUAACUACAGUGACGACGGUGACAAUGGUGACAACAGGGAAAAUGGUAACAAUGGCGACAACAGUGACAUUGGUGAAAACAGUGACAACAGCGACAACGGUGACAACAGUGACGACGGUGACCACCGUGACAACAUUGAAAACGGUGACAACAGUGACAACGGUGGCAACAGUGGGAACAGUGACAACGGUGACAACAGCGACUACGGUGACAACACUGACAACAGCAACAACGGUGAGAACAGCGACAAGGGUGAAAACAGUGACAACCUACCAACAGUGACAAUGGUGACAACAGUGACAACGGUGACAACAUUGACAAUACUGACAACCGUGACAACAGUGACAACAGCAACAACUGUGACAACAGUGACAACAGCAACAACUUUGACAGUGACAAGGGUGAAAAUGGUGACAACAGCGACAACCGGGGCAACAGUGACGACGGUGACAACCGUGACAACAUUGACAAUCGCGGAAACGGUGACAACGGUGACAACAGUGGGAGCAGUGACAACGGUGACAACAGCGAGUACGGUGACAACACUGACAACAGCAACAACAUUGAUAACAGCGACAAGGGUGAAAACAGUGACAAAAGGGACAACGUUGACAACAGUGACAAAGAUGACAACUGCGACAACAAUGACAACAGUGACAACACUAACAACAGCGACAACAAUGACAACAGUGACAACGGUGACAACAGUGACAACUGUGACAACAUUGACAACAGUUACAACAGUGACAACCGUGACAACAUUGACAACCGUGGAAACAGUGACAACAGUGGGAAGAGUGACAACAUUGACAACCGUGACAACGGUGACGACAAUGACAACACUGACAACAGUUUCAACGGUGACAACAGCGACAACAGUGACAACAGGGACAGCAGUGACUAAAGUAACAACGGUGACAACAGCGACAACACUGACAACAGUGACAAAAGCGACAACAGUGAAAAAGUGACAACUGUGACAACGUUGACUACAGUGACGACGGUGACAAUGGUGACAACAGGGAAAAUGGUAACAAUGGCGACAACAGUGACAAGGAUGAAAACGGUGACAACAGUGAGAAGGGUGAAAGCGGUGACAACAGUGACAACAGCGACAACAGUGACAACAGUGACGACAGUGACAACCGUGACAACAUUGACAAUGGUGACAACAGUGACAACGGUGGCAACAGUGGGAACAGUGACAACGGUUACAACAGCGAAUACGGUGACAACAGCAACAACGGUGAAAACAGCGACAAGGGUGAAAACAGUGACAAUGGUGACAACGGUGACAACAGUGCCAAGGGUGACAAUGGUGACAACAGUGACAAAGGUGACAACUGCGACAACAAUGACAACAGUGACAACACUAACAACAGCGACAACGGUGACAACACUGACAACCGCGACAACGUUGACAAAAGUGGCAACGGUUACAACAGUGACAACGGUGACAACAGUUACAAGAAAGACAACAGCGACAACGGUGACAACGGUGACCACAUUGACC